AUGAAGUCUGCAUUGUGUUUGUGUUUGUUGCUUCUUGGACUUCAAGUCCAGGGUCAACAUAGGUCCAACCUCCAUCAUGAACAGCAGGAACAAAAAAUACCCCAUUCCCCAGAAGACCAUUCCCAGGCUGAAGAUGAAAACUUGGCUCAUGUCAAGAUAGCCUCCAGCAACACUGACUUUGCAUUUAGGUUUUACAAGCAGGUCAGAAAGGAAGCAAGCAACAAGAACAUUUUCUUCUCUCCUUUGAGCAUCUCCACUGCCUUUGCAAUGCUCUCCCUGGGGGCCAGAUCAAACACGCUUGGUCAGCUGCACAAAGGCCUUGCCUUCAACCUGACAGAGAUAGAGGAGCAGGACAUCCAUGAGGGAUUUCAGCGCAUCCUCCAGCUGCUGAACGACCCUCACCGAGAAGUUCAGUUGAGCAUGGGCAAUGCGCUGUUCAUAGACAAUCGAAUGAAACUGCUCCAAAAAUUUUUGGAUGAUGUCACAAACUUUUAUUAUUCUGAAGCUAUUUCUAGUAACUUCCAGAAUUCUUCAGAGGCUAUAAAGGAAAUCAAUAACUACAUAGAUACAAAAACCCAUGGGAAAAUUGUUCCUUUACUCAAGAAACUUUCUUCAGACACCAAGAUGAUUCUGGUUAACUACAUUUUCUUUAAAGGCUACUGGGAAAAACCUUUCAAAAAUUUGAACACCAGAGAUGAUGACUUCUUUUUGGAUGCCAAGAAUUCGGUUAAGGUCAAAAUGAUGCAUCAAAAGGAUGUCUUUAAUAUCCAUAGGGAUGAGAAGUUGUCUUGCUGGAUAGUAGAAAUCCCAUACAAAGGAAAUGCUGCUGCAUUGUUUGUUCUGCCUGAUGAAGGGAUGAUGAAGCAGGUGGAGGAUGCUCUGCUAAAAGAAACAGUGUUUAACUGGAUGCAAUCACUUGAAGGAAGAAACAUCUACCUGGAUCUUCCAAAAUUCUCCAUGUCUGGCUCCUAUGAUGUUAAGGGCCUGUUUCAGAAAAUGGGUGUGACAGAGGCGUUCAGUAACCAGGCUGAUUUCUCUGGAGUGGUAGAAAAAAAACCUCUGAGCGUUUCCAAAGCGAUUCACAAGGCCGUGGUGGAUGUCAGUGAAAACGGCACAGAAGCUGCUGCAGUGACCAUGAUAGAACUGACACUAUUGUCUGCAAGGUUUCCUCCUCCUCCUCACAUCAGAUUCAACAGGCCCUUCCUGAUGAUGAUUGUUGACAAAACCAGCCAUGGCAUCCUCUUCAUGGGGAAAAUUGUGAACCCAGCUGCUAAGGAAGACUAG
This is a messenger RNA of Haliaeetus leucocephalus (bald eagle), 1284 nucleotides long. RefSeq names its product alpha-1-antitrypsin-like. The coding region runs from base 1 to 1284 and encodes 427 amino acids. Gene Ontology annotation, biological process: negative regulation of endopeptidase activity. Lineage: Eukaryota; Metazoa; Chordata; Aves; Accipitriformes; Accipitridae. The record is from RefSeq and is a predicted model, not a curated record. Gene Ontology annotation, molecular function: serine-type endopeptidase inhibitor activity. The transcript has 4 exons.